AUGGAAGAAGUGAUUGCCCCGGAGGAUCCACCUCAGCUCGUGCGGGGUGUAGUCGUCCGCAUCGGGCAGCCAAGCUGGAGUGCGGCAUUCCUGCGCAUCGCCAACAAGACGUUCCCGCUGGAGCCACACGCCAGUCACCUGAAGCGCAUUCGCAAGAGAUCAACGGCAGGGCAGUUGCCACCGAUUUUUGAAGCCUCUAGCGUACAGAGCAGAAAUAUAACUGUGGGCGGAAAUGACCAGGAAGAGGUGGAUCCUUCGACAGUGUCAGGUGACUGUUCACUGGAGUUGCUUCUGGCAGUGGGUGAGUCGAUUGAUGCCAAAUUGCUGCGGGAGUUCGAAACAGUGACUGGCGGUUCAGGUUCUGUAGUUGCUGACACCGUGUGGGUGCCGGACAGGGCCCCGCGCACAUCUCCUGUGGAGUGGAGGAAAUGGUGUGACAUUUGGCCCUUUUCCGUGCCAAAGCCACGCCCAGCCUCUCCGUUACCGAAUGAUGAGAGAACGCAGAUACGCCGUAUCUUCAGCGAAGUUGUUUUGCCCUUGGCCAAGCGGGUGCGUAGCGAUGAGACGCUUGGAAUGGCGGCCACACUGGUUGACUCCUCACAGGAUUGGCGUGUGGUUGCUUCUAGUGAAAAGGCUGUUGUGCUUCGCAGGUCUAACCCAGUUGCCUGCUUCGGAUACAUCCCAGUUGACGGGUGUAAAUGCGAUGAGAGCAUCGUUCUGGAUCACCCAGUCACGUACGUGUUAAAGGAGCUCGCACGAAUUCAGUCUGGAGAUGCUUCGAAUGCUGAGGUUGUGUCCUAUCUGGCCAACAACAUGGAUUUGAUCGUUAGCCACGAACCNGCUUCGAAUGCUGAGGUUGUGUCCUAUCUGGCCAACAACAUGGAUUUGAUCGUUAGCCACGAACCGUGUGUAAUGUGUUCCAUGGCGCUCGUGCACAGUAGGAUACGUCGCGUAUUCUACUGCUUUCCGAACCGUACACACGGUGGAUUAGGCUCCGUUUUUCCGGUCCACAGCAUUCCAUCGCUCAACCAUCACUUUCGUGUUUUUCGUUGCAGUCCGAGCUGGCUGUGCAAAGGGGGGCCGGAGCUGAACUGCUCUUGCGAUGAAAAGUGCAACUGCUGGGAGGUAUUGUGCAGUCCGUGA
Messenger RNA from Trypanosoma grayi, 1143 nucleotides. Its product is annotated as putative deaminase. NCBI's taxonomy places the organism in Eukaryota, Euglenozoa, Kinetoplastea, Trypanosomatida, Trypanosomatidae. Gene Ontology annotation, biological process: tRNA wobble adenosine to inosine editing. The coding region runs from base 1 to 1143 and encodes 380 amino acids. The record is from RefSeq and is a predicted model, not a curated record. Gene Ontology annotation, molecular function: tRNA-specific adenosine-34 deaminase activity. The transcript has a single exon. Gene Ontology annotation, cellular component: cytoplasm; nucleus.